Molecule: messenger RNA, 471 nt
Organism: Miscanthus lutarioriparius
Lineage: Eukaryota; Viridiplantae; Streptophyta; Magnoliopsida; Poales; Poaceae
Source: the annotation of a GenBank genome assembly
AUGGAGAAGCCUUCUCCUUCUCCUCCUCCUCCUCAUCCUCAUCCUCCAGCCACUGCCACCAAUGUCGACGACAACUACGUCGUCCGCCUGUCACUGACGCUGGGCCCCAGCUCGCCGCCACGCUCCUCUUCUGGCAGUAAUGCAAGCUGCGGCAGCGUCUUCGUCGGCGCGAGGCUCUUCCCGUGCCCCUUCUGCAGCAAGAAGUUCGUCACGUCGAUGGCGCUCGGGGGCCACCAGAACGCGCACCGGAAGGAGAGGAGGAGCGCGGGGCGGAACAAUGGUGGUGCCCAUCUCUACGACCUCCAGGAGGCCACGGUGACCUCCAUUGACACGGGCUUGCGGCUGCGGCCAGAUGGACACCCUCGUCGAGCUCACCACAUGGACGACGACGACGCGGCUGUAGCAUUUGGAGACAGCAGCCAUGGCGGCGAGAAGCAAAUGAGGCAGGUUGAUCUCGAUUUGAAGCUCUAG